UCUGAAGUGGUAAUAUUAGUGCACCCGCGGAAACAUUGUUUGUUAAUUCAGCUGAUAAUAUAUUUAUAUGAAUGAUUGUGAGACAGUUACGUGUAAUCCCAUUAAUUAUAGUCGUCUUUUACACAUCAAAGCGCGGAUAACGACGACAUUUGAUGAGUUUAUGGCCAGGACUACAUGGCGUGGCGGAGUAAGAACAACAAGGCUGUACUUCCAGUGUACCUUGUAGAGCAGCGCUGUGAGUUUUAGAAAUCGAGUAGGUUGAGUCAAGCUUCACCCAGGUGAAGGCAGCACUUUUGAAAGUUUGCCCUCGCAGUUUCAAACAGACUCACAUUUGUUUCCUAGUUCCGCUGUGUUUACCCAUUGGUAUUUGCAUGCGCUGUGUUGGAGUUGUGCCACCAAGCGCUCCAGCGGUCAGCUGGCGUUUUUAGACGCACUGUUUUCUAACUAGAAUGUUACCGAGCCACGCCGGAUCGGCACCAGCAGGACACGGGGCCGCUUCAGGCAGGGGUAACACGGGGCACGGGCCGGGGGUAGUUGGUAGCGGGAUUCGUCCUGUCUUGGUUAGAACAGGACAAAAUAUAGCUGCAGUCAGCGGAAGCUCCGGUGUAGUUGGGCGGCAGGGGGACGGGGUCGGGAUGUUGGGGGGAAACGGUCAAGGUGUCGUUCCAAGAGGCGGGGCACGACCAGGGAACGGCACGGGACUGACCACGCUGCAGACCUCAGGACAGGGAGCAAUGGGGGUUUUAAAUACGGGAAUUGGUAUUCACGGAGGCAGCCGGUUCAACACUGAGAAAGAUUGUGCGCCGAUGUGCAGCGGGUCGGAUGCUGACUCUGAGUCGGGGGAGGAUGACGACCCUAUGGGUUCAAUCGGGGACAGCCGGAGAGGUGUGAAGCGUGAGAGAGCGGAGAUGGAGGCUACCGUCAUGGGGCAUGAGCUAGGGGUACAGCCCGGGGGUUAUGGAGGGGUCCCCGGAGGAGUCGCCGGGGCAAAACCAGGAAAAAAGACACGUGGGCGCGUGAAGAUAAAAAUGGAAUUUAUUGACAACAAGUUGAGGCGAUACACAACUUUCAGCAAGAGGAAGACUGGGAUCAUGAAGAAGGCGUACGAGCUCUCCACCUUGACGGGAACACAGGUGCUGCUGCUGGUGGCCAGCGAGACCGGACACGUGUACACCUUCGCCACGCGCAAGCUGCAGCCCAUGAUCACCAGCGAGACAGGCAAGGCCCUCAUCCAGACCUGCCUCAACUCCCCCGACUCCCCGCCGCGCUCUGACCCCUCCACCGACCAGCGCAUGAGCGCCACGGGCUUCGAGGAGACGGACCUCACCUACCAGGUGUCUGAGUCGGAGAGCAUGGGGGAUUCCAAGGACCAGCUGAAGCCUGCGUUCACAGUGACCAGCCUCCCUGGCACCACCAGUAGCCCCACAGCCCCCUCCUCUUCCACCAGCAUGCAGGUGACCAGCGGGACCUCCUUCCCCAUCACCAACUACCUGGCCCCCCCCAGCAGCAACGCCAGCGCCAACGGCUCCAUCCUCAAAGCUACCAGCGCCACAGCCGGGGUCAUGCAGCUGCCUGGAGGGUUCACCUUCAUGUCAGCGGGCACGGCCCUCCCCCACGGCACCCCCACCAUCCCCCUCAGCCAGCUGCAGCAGCACCCCCUGACCUUGCAGGCCCAGGCCCUCUGCUCUUCCCAGCACGCUCACCACUCCCAGCAGGCUGUGUUCCGCUUUCCUGCUGCAGUCUCCCUCACCGGGACAGGAAUGCAGCAGCAUCUCCAGCCCAGCUCAAACAGCACCAACGACAGCAAUGCUGAGAUGACCCUCACAUCCACCACCACUGCAACAGUGAGUCUCCCAGCGACCAUCGUAACCUCCUCGGUGCCCACCUCCAUGGCAGGUCACAUGAUGUACCCCAGCCCCCAUGCUGUGAUGUACACAUCCACGCCAGCUCUGGGUGAUGGCAGCCUGGCCGUGCUCAACACCUUCUCCCCCGGAGCCAUGCAGGUGGCCCCCGCCCCCGGCCACGAUGCAGGUGCAGUCCCUCAGGUAUUCCUCACAGCUCCUCCUGGUACUGUACAGAUCCCAGUGUCGGCGGUGCAGCUACACCCAGUACGGCAAGAUCUACACCUUACAAAUGGUGAUUGGUCAGCAGCAGAACGCCGGCGACAGCACCCUGACAGAGCUGCAGGUCGUCAGCCUGGACGCCACACAGAGCUGUAAGACCGACUGACUCACCUGAGGCAGAGCUGUAAGACCGACUGACUCACCUGAGGCAGAGCUGUAAGACCGACUGACUCACCUGAGGCAGAGCUCUAAGACCGACUGACUCACCUGAGGCAGAGCUCUAAGACCGACUGACUCACCUGAGGCAGAGCUCUAAGACCGACUGACUCACCUGAGGCAGAGCUGUAAGACCGACUGACUCACCUGAGGCAGAGCUCUAAGACCGACUGACUCACCUGAGGCAGAGCUGUAAGACCGACUGACUCACCUGAGGCAGAGCUGUAAGACCGACUGACUCACCUGAGGCAGAGCUCUAAGACCGACUGACUCACCUGAGGCAGAGCUGUAAGACCGACUGACUCACCUGAGGCAGAGCUGUAAGAC
Messenger RNA from Osmerus eperlanus (European smelt), 2606 nucleotides. RefSeq names its product serum response factor b (gene srfb). The transcript is spliced from 8 exons. Gene Ontology annotation, molecular function: protein dimerization activity; DNA-binding transcription factor activity, RNA polymerase II-specific; serum response element binding. The record is from RefSeq and is a predicted model, not a curated record. Bases 450 to 2219 code for a protein of 589 amino acids. NCBI's taxonomy places the organism in Eukaryota, Metazoa, Chordata, Actinopteri, Osmeriformes, Osmeridae. Gene Ontology annotation, biological process: positive regulation of transcription by RNA polymerase II.